Siniperca chuatsi (mandarin fish) is the source of this 1823-nucleotide messenger RNA. It is a transcript of the gene slc50a1, whose product is annotated as solute carrier family 50 member 1. Gene Ontology annotation, cellular component: membrane. The transcript has 6 exons. Gene Ontology annotation, biological process: carbohydrate transport. The record is from RefSeq and is a predicted model, not a curated record. Bases 173 to 832 code for a protein of 219 amino acids. NCBI's taxonomy places the organism in Eukaryota, Metazoa, Chordata, Actinopteri, Centrarchiformes, Sinipercidae. Gene Ontology annotation, molecular function: sugar transmembrane transporter activity.
AAACACAAAGUACGCUGACUGCAAACACGGAAACACAGUGUGACAAGGAGGGCGCCAGCGUUGUUAUGUUUCAUCUUUAAAUUUCAUGCAAUUUAAAUAUCCGUGAUUAAAAGCACGACGUUGCACGCAAAAUACAUAACCGGGUAGUGUAUCAGAUUUUUUCUCCCGUUCUAUGGAUUUGUUGCAGCUUCUGUCAUGGACCUGCAUCGUGUUCACAGUCGGGAUGUUCUCGACUGGACUGACCGACCUGAAGAAGAUGCGAGAGUCCAAAAGUGCUGACAAUAUCCAGUUUCUUCCUUUCCUCAUCACGUGUCUUAAUAACCUGGGCUGGUUGUAUUAUGGGAUCCUGAAGAAAGAUCAGACGAUUUUCCUGGUCAACAUUAUUGGAGCUCUACUCCAGAUCCUUUACAUCAUCGUGUACUUGCACUACACAAAACAAAAGAGGCUGGUGAUAUCUCAGACCCUAGCAGCAGGGACAGUGCUGACUUGCGGUUGGUUCUACUUCACCGCGUUGCUUCCUGAGGGAGACACUCAGCUCAGCCAGCUAGGCCUCACCUGCAGCGUGGUCACCGUCAGCAUGUACCUGUCCCCGCUCACCGACCUGGUAGGGAUCGUGCGUAGUGGUAAUGUGCAGUGCUUGUCCUUCCCUCUGACUGUAGCCACCUUAUUCACUUCAACCUCCUGGGUCCUGUACGGCCUCCAGCUGAACGACUACUAUAUCGUGGUUCCAAACAUGCCUGGAAUCUUCACCAGCCUCAUCAGAUUUUAUCUGUUUUGGAGAUUUGCAUCUGUAAAUCAGAGCUCACCUUCCUAUAAGCCUAUGCAUAUAUGAGGAUAUGACAGGGGGACAGUUAUGAAAAUGAAAAGAGAUGACAGAUCUGUUGACUCCAUGGAGGGCUGUGGCAUAGCUCUCCCAUCACUCGUCUUGUAUUUUUAAUCAUACAGAGAGACAGAGAAACACACUGUCAUUGGACGACACCACUGAUGAAGUGGAGAUAAUGUCUUGUGUUUGUUAACUUAGUAAAUUUGAGGAGGUAUAUCAGUUACUCCGUUAAGUGGAAAAAUUAUGAUGUCUUCAGUUCAACUUUUCUUUUUUCUUGUCUGCCGCAUUUGUUAAACCUUUGACCUGUGUCUCAUCUCCAUGUCUUUCAAGUGCCUUCUGUUAGAUCAUGUUUGCCAUUAAAGACCAAUGGCAUUUGCUGAUCUACCAACAUGUCAGGAGACUUGUUAUCUGUUUGCAAUCCAGUGAAUUGGAUUGAAUCUCCCUCACUCCAUACUAGCCAAAGAUUUUGUGGAGUUGUUACUUGCUGGCUGCUUUUUUUAACGUUAAAUAUAGUUACUCUGGUCCCUGGUUCUCACGUUUGGAAUAAUGUAGUAUAUAUAGUUUCAUUUCUCCCAAAUGACAAUUUCAUAUCUCUUUAGAGUUUGGUACUCAUGCCUCUGUAUCACCAUGCAGACAGAAUGUUGAGUCAUAUCCGUGGCAGUAAAUUAUAUUUGUUCAGAAUUGUUUUCUAUAUAUUUUAUGUCUUUUUGAUACAGAAUUAGUGUGUUGGCUUAUGACCAUGAUCAGAUAUUGUCUACCUAUAUUGUUAACGCUAUUUUAUAAGCUGUUGUAUGAGAUUAAAUCAAAUGAUGAUAAUGUUUAUUUUGCUGGUGGCUGGUUGUAAUGGGUAAUAGUCUUGCUUGUCUCCUCAUUAUUAUCUGUAAUAAGGACAUAUGUUAUGCAAAUUAAACAGCUGAAUGUCAAUGCUGAUUUACUCACUUCUAAAGGAUGUAAGAUCUUUAAAGGUGCCGUGUAAAUACAUUUCUACCUUAACCAUCAA